Molecule: messenger RNA, 6284 nt
Organism: Lytechinus pictus (painted urchin)
Lineage: Eukaryota; Metazoa; Echinodermata; Echinoidea; Temnopleuroida; Toxopneustidae
Product: 5-oxoprolinase-like
Exons: 30
Coding region: 417-4352 (1311 amino acids)
Biological process (GO): glutathione metabolic process
Cellular component (GO): cytosol
Molecular function (GO): 5-oxoprolinase (ATP-hydrolyzing) activity
Source: RefSeq, a predicted model, not a curated record
GGCAGAGCAGACGCGACGACGCAAGCGCAAGAUAUCCCUGGACGGACGGCUAGUUUGCUGAAAAAAGACUUUCAAUUUCGAAAGAUUUGACAGAGGUUUUUAACAACGGUAAUCAAGGGGAAUUAGUGUAUGGGUGAAUGGCGUUCGAGCUUUAGCCGAGCGUUAGCCGGAGAGGGCGCGGGCCAAAUCUGCCUGAAUCUGGCAAUAUGGCGUCGUCCAUUAAGCUGACGUUAGCCAGCGGCGACUGCACGUACGUGUACCCGGUACUGAUACCCACUGCACUAUGUGGAUGGAGUGGAGCCGACACGAACAUCAACUUGAAGUUGAGUCUUGACUCUUGAGCUGAGACUACAAUCUGACUGAUGACCACAGUUGUUUGAACAGACCAAGACCUAGUUUUCCUGAUAAAAAUCACCAUGGCAAUACCUGAGAGGAAGAGCAGUGGUAAUGGCUUCCAGUUUGCCAUCGACAGGGGUGGCACCUUCACUGAUAUCUACUGCAAGUGCCCGACUGGGAAGGAAAUUGUGAUGAAGCUGCUGUCUGUUGAUCCUGCCAACUACUCUGAUGCUCCAAUGGAAGGCAUCAGGAGGAUCCUUGAACAGGAAACUGGAAUCUCCAUGCCUCAAGGUCAGCCCUUGGAUACGUCUAUCAUCGAUUGGAUCAGGAUGGGAACAACCGUUGCUACCAAUGCCCUGUUGGAGCGCAAGGGGGAGAGAAUGGCGCUGGUCAUCACCAAAGGUUUCCGAGAUCUGCUCCACAUAGGUAACCAAGCCCGUCCAAAGAUAUUUGACCUGGAGAUAGUAUGCCCCGAGGUGCUCUAUGAGGAAGUGAUUGAAGUGAAGGAGAGGAUGGUCAUCCAACAAGAUAAAUGUGGUUUACCUCAUCAAGAAUUUGCACAAACUUUCACUAGCAGCACCUCUGAAAAGCUAAUAGAAUGGGAUCCAAUGGAUAAGGAUACUCUCAAGGCAGAUUUACAGCGAGUUUUGGACAAGGGUAUCAGGAGUUUGGCUGUAGUGCUCAUGCACUCCUACAUGUUUGAAGAUCAUGAGAGAGAGAUUGGAGAGCUUGCUCUAUCAAUGGGUUUUACUCAUGUUUCAUUGUCUGGUUCUAUCAUGCCCAUGGUCCGUAUUGUCCCAAGAGGAUUUACAGCAUGUGCUGAUGCCUACCUCACCCCUUGCAUCAAGUCAUACCUGAGCAGCUUCUCUGCAGGGUUCAAAGACAACCUCAAGGAUACACAGGUUCUCUUCAUGCAAUCAGAUGGAGGCCUCACACCAAUGGACAAGUUCAAUGGAUCGCGAGCCAUCCUCUCAGGUCCUGCCGGUGGAGUAGUAGGCUAUGCUCUUACAACCUACAACAGGGUGUCCAGUCUACCUGUUAUUGGUUUUGAUAUGGGAGGUACGUCAACAGACGUUAGCAGGUAUGCUGGAGAGUAUGAGCAUGUGUUUGAGACGACAACAGCGGGCGUGACAAUUCAAGCACCCCAGCUCGAUAUCAAUACUGUUGCUGCUGGAGGUGGCUCAAGAUUGUUCUUCCGCUCUGGGAUGUUUGUAGUCGGACCUGAGUCAGCAGGGGCACACCCUGGUCCAACAUGCUACAGAAAAGGAGGACCUCUGUGUGUGACAGAUGCUAACUUAGUCCUGGGACGUCUUCUACCCGAGUAUUUCCCCAAAAUCUUUGGUAAAGAGGAAAAUCAACCUCUCGAUAAGGAUGCUUCCAUGCAAGCAUUUGUGGAUCUCACAGAUCAGGUGAAUGCGUUUUUAUCUGGCCAAGAAGGAAGUAGCAGAACUGACCCCAUGACCCCCGAGGAGGUCGCUAUGGGCUUCAUUCGUGUAGCCAACGAGGCCAUGUGUCGUCCAAUCAGAGCCCUAACUCAGGCUAAAGGCCAUGACACAUCUGCUCAUGUGUUGGCCUGCUUCGGUGGGGCUGGAGGCCAGCAUGCUUGUGCAAUAGCUCGAUCUCUGGGUAUGUCAACCGUCUUUAUACACAGGUACUCCGGUAUCCUCUCUGCCUAUGGCAUGGCCCUGGCUGAUGUGGUGCACGAUACUCAGGAACCCUGCGCUGAUUCCUAUGAGCCAUCAGCAUUCAAGCAUAUAGAUGAACGAAUAGAAGUGUUGAGAGAGCAGUGCAUUGAGGAACUCACAAAGGAAGGCUUUGCAAGAGACCACAUAGAGACCGAACCCUACCUCCACAUGAGAUACAACAGAACGGAUUGCGCCCUCAUGUGUUCCGCUGCGUCCUUCCCUGCGACAGGCUCGACAAGCAGUCAUGGGGAUUUCCUUGCUUCCUUCAUGGCAAGGUAUAAGAGAGAGUUUGGCUUCGUCAUCCCAGAAAGAAGGGUUUGUGUGGAUGAUAUCAGAGUCCGAGGGGUGGGAAAAACAUUGAUUCCUCUGGACGCUAAGAAGAAUCCAACAGGAGCUCCACCAAGGGUUGAAAAGAUGAUAAAAUGCUACUUUGAAGAGGGAUCGCUGGAUACGGCCGUUUAUCUCCUUGACGACCUGUCAUGUGACCACACCAUCAUAGGCCCCGCCAUCUUGAUUGAGAAGAACAGUACUAUUCUGGUUGAAAAUAAUUGUGUCGCUACCUUCACAGAGAACGGAGAUGUGAAGAUACAGGUUGGAAGUGAUGAUCUCAAAGCGAUUGGUACUGACCUUGAUGCUAUCCAGCUUUCCAUCUUCUCUCAUCGGUUCAUGAGCACUGCGGAACAGAUGGGUAGAGUCCUUCAAAGAACAUCCAUAUCCACCAACAUCAAGGAGCGGCUUGACUUCUCUUGUGCUAUGUUCGGAUAUGAUGGAGGUCUGGUUGCGAAUGCACCCCACAUCCCUGUCCAUCUAGGUGCAAUGCAGAAGACUGUCCAAUAUCAGAUGGAAUCAUUAGGUGAUGACUUGAAGGAAGGGGAAGUGAUCCUAUCAAACCAUCCUGCUGCUGGUGGCAGCCAUCUCCCUGAUCUCACCGUCAUCACUCCGGUAUUUUAUCCUGGCCAGCCGCGCCCAGUGUUCUAUGUAGCCAGCAGAGGGCAUCAUGCAGACAUAGGGGGAGCCUCGCCAGGAUCCAUGCCUCCAUUCUCCAAGUCAAUAUUUGAGGAAGGAGCCGUCUUCUUCUCCUUCAAGCUUGUCAAAGAAGGUGUCUUCCAAGAAGAAGCUGUGACAGCAGAACUAAUGAAGCCAGCUCAGUACCCAGGAUGCACUGGGACAAGGAAUCUCCAUGACAACCUAAGUGACCUCCGUGCACAAGUUGCAGCCAACCACAAGGGUAUAAUCUUGAUCAAACAACUCAUUGAUUACUACACCCUGCCAGUGAUCCAAGCCUAUAUGAAGCACAUCCAGAAUAACGCUGAGAUCGCGGUCAGGGACAUGCUCAAAGAGAUUGGUCAAAAGACCCUUAGAGAGACCGGUCAAACCCACCUUGCUGCCAUUGACCAUCUUGACGACGGGUCGCGAAUCGCUCUGAAAGUGGACAUCAACAUUGAAAAGGGAACUGCAACAUUUGACUUUAGUGGUACCGGUCCUGAGGUUUAUGGAAACCUGAAUGCACCCUCUGCUGUUUGUCUAUCAGCAGUCAUCUACUGUCUACGAUGCAUGGUCGGACAUGAUAUACCACUCAAUCAGGGUUGCCUGAACCCGAUCAAGAUCAUCAUUCCGGAGGGUAUUCUACUCAACCCUACCCACAAUGCAGCAGUCAUCGGUGGUAACGUAGAAACAUCGCAGAGGAUUGUAGAUGUCAUACUCAAAGCGUUCCAAGUCUGUGCUGCCUCACAGGGAACCAUGAACAACUUCACGUUGGGAGAUGAAGAUGUUGGAUACUACGAAACAAUAGCAGGAGGGGCUGGUGCUGGUCCCACGUGGCACGGUAGGAGUGGUGUCCAUGUUCAUAUGACCAACACCAGGAUCACUGAUCCAGAGAUAUUUGAAAGAAGAUAUCCUGUCGUAUUGAAGCAGUUCCAGUUGAACCCUGGCACCGGAGGAGCAGGGCAAUUCCGGGGCGGGGAUGGGGUCGUCCGAGAGGUCCUCUUUAGACGACCUUUGACCAUCGCACUCCUGAGUGAACGCAGGUCUUUUAGACCCUAUGGAAUGAAAGGUGGCUGUGAAGGAAUGCCAGGAAGUAACCAUUUUAUCUUUGCCAAUGGUCAUACCAUCAAUCUAGGAGGCAAGAAUACCAUCGAUGUGAAGGCUGGGGAUGUAUUACUGAUCCGUACUCCUGGUGGAGGUGGUUACGGGUCCCCUGACGACAAUGACAACAACGAUGAUAGCAACAACAGACCACGGAAGCGAUCUCGCAAAGACGAAGAUCCAAACAGUCACUUCCUAGAGAGGGGAAGCGUCUACGCCUACAGACUAGCCCAAGAACAGGUCUAAUUCAUUCCAGUGCAUGUUAACCUAUUGACUACUGAAUUCUGUAAUGCCCAUAGGUUUUGGACAGGGACCACGCAGUUUCAGUAGGCAAUGCGUUAACCGGACUACAGUAGAAACUAACCAAAACUAGAAAUUGUUUUCCCAUGAAAAAUAGCAUAAUGAACGAAGGCUAAUGGAUUUGGAUAAUAAUGAGGGUUUUCUGUUUAAUACAGAACAUAGUUUAUAAUAUAUCUAAAGUAUCUUGGAUGAUGGUUAUGAUGAUGUCAAACUUGUGCAAUUACUCAAAGCAUCCUGAUUAGAAUAUGUUUUGUCAUUGUAUUCUUCAGAUAGUGUCGGCUUUUGGUAUUAAUAAUAUCUGGAUUUUAUUGCAGAUUUAACUUUAAUUCAAUUGAUUGAAUUUUAUCUGAAUAGUAAUUUCAACCUAGAACUUCUUAUACUUUAUUUCAGCACAGAUUAUAUCAAAUAGAAGUUACUAACUAAUGUACAGUGAUUUUUGUUCUGUUGUAAGUAUGAUUAUGCACCAACUGUCUUUCCAAUAUUGAACUUCAUUUUCAUUUAGAGCAAUUCUAUAAAAUAUAUAAACCAACUCCCUAUAGGUGGGACCUUUCAUAUCAAAAGUUGUAAUGCUCUCGAAUUAUUGAGAAGUUCAUGAAGUGAAGUUAGAAUUGAGAGAAGUGGGGGUUGAUUAUUUUACUCCAUGGACCUGAAAUUGAUAAAUAUGGCUUGAGAAUAUAAAUUAGAACUUUGCCAGUUUAUACACAGAAACAGUGAUUUUUAUAUGCCCAAUUAUUUGUCAAUUUCACAUUUGAGUGAAUUUUCACCUUGCAACACUUUUUAACAUCAAAUGAAAGCUACUAAAGCUAUAAAAAUACAUGGAUUUUUUUUCUUGCAGUUUUUUUUUUUUUCAUAGGUAUCAAAAAUGAUUGUGCCAAUCUACAGAAUAUUGUGAACAUGGCCUGAAUUCAUAGAUGAAUAGAUAAUGGAAGAUGCUAAAAUCUAUAUGAAGUGACCUUUCUAUCUAUAUUUUUAUGAUUUUUUUUUCAUACUAGCAGUUUGUUAUAUUAUUAUUAGAGUAAGUUUGAUGGAAACUUUAUGGUAUGUAUUAUGUAAGGUGAAAUUUAAUUGGGAUUUUGCAAUAAUGUAAUUUUGAAAAGAUGUAUAGAUGGAUUUGUAUACAGAUGUUCAGCACAAAUGUUGAUACUGGUCAGUAUUGAUAAGUGAUUUGCAAUAACAUGAAAAAUAUUUUUUUUUGGAAAUCGUUUUAAUUUUUAUGCUAAUUAUAAAUAUAGGGGAGCCAAAUACAACUCAAUCCCAAACUGUUGAACCUUAAAUUGUCAGCAUUUGAAACCCACUUAUCAAAAACAUUAGAACUAGAAGUACAUGCAUGUACUAUAUUUGUCUGUUUUGUUUUGUUUUGUUUGUUUUUUUCAUUUUCAUUCAUGCAAGAAUUUAUGAAAUCCAAUGAAAGUGAGAUAUAGCAACAUGGAAGCAAAAGCAAGAUUUUUUACAUUUCAAACUCUCCAUAGUUUGUUAAUUCUGGCCUAUAUGUACCAACGCAAUGAUUAGAUGUUGAUUAUUAGCAAAGUGUUAUUGGCUUAUCAUUCAAUACAUUUAAUAAAAAAAGAUGUUGUCUUUUAAAUGAUACAUUUUCUAUUCAUUCACAGUAGUAGUUCUUUGAGUAAUGUUACUCAAAGGAGAACAUGAUUGUGUUUGUACUGUAUUACAAUUUUUUGUAUAUCAGAAUAUUAUCAUACAUGCAUUGAAAGGAUUAUGAAGGAGCAACUUAAUUUCUCUUUUAAGAUUUGAUUCUGAAAUACAGAUUCUACCUUUUUUCUCUCAUGUAUCCUGAAUAUAUUGUAUUUUAUAUAUAUGGCUGGAUUAAUUAACUUACUAUAUAAAUUGAUUAUAAUUAUGAUACUGGAAUUCUAUAUACUA